AAAAUAUGAUAAUUUACAUUACGCUUGAAUUUUUAUUUAAAGAUUUCGGAAUCGUCAAAAUUGAAAGGGUAGCAGUCCUGCUAAUAUUCAAUCGAUCGGGAUUGUCGGAUGUCAUUACGGGAAUUUAUAUUCGAGCCCGAUUUUGAGAAUCUGCCGGAAAACGUUUCGAGAAGCGAGCGAUUGUAAGUAUGUAAAUAAAAAAGCAAAUUGCGCCGCGCGGGCAUUCCUCUUCCCUACUCCUCGCGCCAUCUCGAGUGUCGUCGCGUUGUUAUUUACACUCGAUUGUCAUGGUCGCGCGCCCUUCGCACGGGCAUACGCCCUGAAGUUCGCACAUUAAGUACGAGCGCGUCGCGAAGGAAAGAGUGUAAACAGCAUAAACACUUCCGAUCGAGGCAUCUCGAUUAUUUACUGUGUUAAGAAAGGCAAUAAUACUACAUCAACCAACGAGAUGUUUCUACGUGGGUCAGAUUUUUCAACUGUGCGAGUUUUGUGUACUUAUCGAUACGGCGCGACUAAUCGAUUUUGUUGUUAAACAGUAAACAGUUGGCAACAUUGGGGGUCGUCAGUCGCCCCCGAGCACCGGCACGGUCGCGUUCGACAUCCGUUAUUGAUCGCGGAUCGAGCAGAUAAUUCGCCGAUGAGAGACUCGAGUGGCUCCAACAACGGAUCCUAAGGAUCUUCCCAAGGAUCCUCCGAUGCCGAUGACAGUGGUCACGGACGGUGGUCGGUUCUCGCGAAACGGGACGGGUAUCGCGGAGUGCUGCGUUUCGGCAAUUGCGUCGCAAGCGUCGCGUCGUGCGUGAGAGAAGGAAAGGACGGAAAGAACGCGUGUCAGAGGUGCGUGGCGAAAAGUGCGUAUCGAAAGCACCAAAAGAUGAGAGAGGUAGCGCGGUGAAAAGCACUUGGAAGUGCCUCUAACGGAAUAACGACAUCGCGAAAAUUCCGAGGUGCUUACGUAACGCGCGGCGAGUAGUAAUGGCGUACGAGGGGGGAGGGGGGGCAAUGCCUUUUCCCGCCCGAUUUGCGAGGAGCUUCGUCGUGAAAGAGAUCGCGGAUGACGGUUGCGUUCUGGUGAAACAAAACGAGCGUCGCGGAGUGCCGCAUUUCGGGAAUUCCGUCGCGAGUGUUGCGUGUGUGAGAUGAAUGUAAAGUGUUUCGAUACGUAGGAACGAAAGGACGCGCGUCGAAGGUGCACGGCGAAAAGUGCAUAUCGAAAGCAUGAAGCGAGAAAGGUGGCGUGUGAUGAAAAAUGAGCAGUAAUGGCAGCGGAUGAGGAGAGCAACGUAUUUUUUUCCAAUUUCCAGACGUGAUCGUCGAAAAGUGAGUACCGAGGCGAGAUCCAAAUCCAAACCACCGUCGCCACCAGCGUCGCCGACGCCACCGCCUGCGGCUGACACGCGAUUACACCUUCCCCUUUUCCCUCUGAAACUCGUCGACGAAGGAGCUUAAAGUAUGCGGCAGCGUGAGGAGCGGCGGCGAGGUGUGCUGCUCGGCCGACAUGGAAGUGAGAUUGCAGGCGCGGGCACGCGACAAGCACGAAAAGGCUACCAAAGAAACUCUCCAGAGAAUGCACCAGGUCCUGUCUACGAGGGGAAACAGGUUCCACAGUUUUUUCAAGGAUCUUUUGGCGGCGAGCAAACGAGGUUUUCACGAGAUGUUCAAGAAGACCUAUGGUAUCCUUUACGAGCAGAACGCGUACGUCUUCACGGACUUUUUCAAGGAACUAGAGAAUUAUUACGCGAAAGGAACGGUGGACCUCAACGAUGCCAUGGACAAUUUUUUCAACACCCUUUACCAGAAAAUGUUCACCGUGCUCAACAGUCAGUACAACUUUGACAAUAAGUAUCUGGAAUGCGUGGGCGAACACAUGAAGGAGAUGCGGCCGUUCGGGGACGUGCCACAGAAAUUGGGCGUGCAAAUUAAACGUUCAUUCGUGGCUACGAGAGCAUUCAGCCAGGCCUUGACCGUCGCAGCGAAUGUGCUGAAAAAUAUGCAGUCGCUGAAGCCGUCGGCAGAUUGCGCAGCUGCCUUGACCAGGAUGACAGCCUGUCCGGCCUGCAGCGGUAUAUCGGACAACGUGCUGGCGUGCGGCGAUAUGUGUGCCAACGUGAUGAAGGGUUGCUUGGCGCAACAUGCGGCACUCGACACUGACUGGAAUCAGUUCGUCGAGGCUGUAGACAAAAUCGCCGAUCGAUUGCUCGGACCGUUCAAUAUCGAAGUGUUGGUGCGUCCAAUUAACCUGAAGAUCUCCGAAGCGAUCAUGAAUUUCCAAGAGAGCAGCCAGGACGUGUCGCAGCGCGUGUUUACUGGCUGCGGCCGGCCGAUGCUGGGUAGACGUAGACGCAGGGAUAAUCGCGAGCUAGAACUGGAGUCUUUGAACUUUGAUCAGGAAACGUUGACGGAAGAUCGCUCCAACACCGCUGCGAUAUUAGACAAGCUGGUGAAAGAGAUACGCCAGCGGGUGCGGGAUCUCCGACAAUUCUGGGUCUACUUGCCCUAUCGGCUGUGCAACGAUGGUCUGGUUGUGCCACCCAGCAACACGAAAGAAUGUUGGAACGGCACACACGUAGACAAAUAUUUAUAUCCAGUGUCGAAUGAUGGCGAGUCUCAGAUGAUAAAUCCGGAAGUGCGCAAUGUGGGACCAAGACCGACAAUCGUGAGGGAUCAGAUUUUCGCGCUGACCACUAUCACGAACAGGUUGAAGUCGGCGUUCAACGGACAAGACGUCGAUUGGAUUGAUACCGAUGAAACAUGGUACGGUUCUGGCAGCGGUUCGGGCGAUGGUGCGUUCACCGACGAUGAAGAUGGCUUCAACGAGGGCUCCGGCUACGAGGGGUCACACACUGAAUCGGAACCAGAAUCACCAAAGCAGCCGUCGCCACCAGUUGUCCAUGAGGUUGAAACGCCACCGCGGGUGGACAUCGAACCACACAAGGGUACAGGUACGAGCAGUUCGGGCACAAGCAGCAACCAGACCAUCUCCGUGAGCAGCGGAGAAGACAGCAGGCCACAGAUGUCGCUGUUCAGGGCACUGACGACGUAUCUGAUGCCGAUAGUGGUGAUGUGGUUUGGCGGUUGCUUCAACGACUUGCUGUGAUCGUGUGAACUUUGCGACUCUGAGCGUAGCAUUGUGUAAAUAUUGCCCGAUUGCGAGCCGUGAUUCCAACAGUGACGGAAGAAAGAAGGAUCACUUGACGAGUUCGAAUCGCGUGAAUCGCGCGCACAUCGAUUCGUCCCGCGAAUCUCGCGAGGACGCUUCUAGAAGUUGACAAGGACAUUUUCGCGAACGGAGUGUCCUCCGGUCCAUUCCUCGGACAUUCCGUUUCGGCAUUCACCAAAUCGAUUACGUACAUUAAGUCGAUUUAGCGAGUACCGAAGUCGCGUUAAUUGAUCGACCUAGCAAGUAUAUGGAUAUUUGUGACCAUAGCUACUCGCUCUUGCCAUAGAUGAACGGGAGAAAUCUUACGAGAGAUUCGUUUAUCCACGCUACUAUUUGGAUGAGAGACCAUAGUCAGCGAAAUCUCAUGUUUCAUUAAACUCUUACAAUAGUAGUUCUCGUUCCGCAAGAUGCGGAGAAAGAAACGUCAACGUUUCGAAUGUUAGAGCUAAGAAAAUAGUUCCACGAUUGCCAAGCUGAACUUCAGUGAACAUCUGGGAUUCACUUUUCUUCUUCACCUUGCUCCCUCGAGAUGGAUCACGCAGGUGUAUUCUUUCACUGCUCAUGACAUGCAUAAUCAUCUCGUGGGAGGAUUUCCUUUCGCAAUACACAAACAUAUUCCACAAACUCCUAUUGCUUUUGAAAUUUCUAUUUUCGAGGGACGUUCUCAGGAAGGAAUUUUUUUACGUUGGACAAAUAUUACGAGUGUAAUACUGUUAUGUAAUAUGCUGUUACAGAUCAUUGCGCCAUUUAAGGACUUUUCCAAAUUGUAGAUGUACCUAACCGUUAACGUUAUAUCAGACUCUUACUGCCAAUUGUCGAGAUUCAAGUUUCUACAUAAGUAAUAGAUCAUCGGUAGUAGGAUAACAACGCGGUUAUUCCAGUCUAGGUCGAGUUUUUUCGAAUUUUACAUUUGCGGUCGAGCUUAUUCUACUAGAAAUAUGAAUUUAAACAAGCAAAAUAUCGCGCACAAAUACACUAUCAUGAUAAAAAGAUGAUUCGUUCCAAACGAGUCAAAGCUUUAGACACACUCUCUUAUCAAAAUAUUACUGCCAACUCUGAGGAUAUUUGAAAACUUUUUUUGUCUUUUCUAUCUGAAUAUUUAAUGAUAACCGCAAAGUUAUCCUAGUUUAUCCGGUUUUUUGGCACGCGUCGUUUGAUAAGCGGCCAAAGAUGAAACCGUCGAUCAGACGGCGCUGUAUUGCGUGUCGGCAAUCGUUCGGCGAGCGAUUGUAAAGCAACGUAUGUCGAUAGUGCGUCAUAAUUAUUUCAUAAUGUGCAAAUUCGAAACGAUUAUGCAAAGAGAAAGAGAGAGAGAGAGAGAGAGAGAGACAUUAAUUACUUGAAAUACGUAAGAUGGACCGAACGGAGUAUACGAGCGGAAGCAAAGGAGUAUUUAUUAAGUAUUGAUUAUAAAUGCGAUUCGGGAUCUCGCAUGCACGAAUCCUGAAUGCGCGGCAGGAGGCACGAACAAUCAGAAUCCUUGUCCUCGUGACAUUUCACUGUUGCAAAUGGAUUUGCAGAUAAGCUGCGGUCCCGUACGUACGCCAUGUUAAUUAAAAUUAAAGAUUUUAAUUAUAAUUGACUGUGCGUUUAGUCAAAGUUUAGUGUCACUCUAUUAAUGUUACAUUAUUAUUAUUUUACGAUAAUCGAAAGUCGUGAAGAAAUCGCAAAAUACGGGAUCAGCGACGAAUCAACUUGGACAAGAAUUCAAUUUGGCUCAUGUUAUAAACGAGAUUUAUUGACGAAGAGUGUACGUACCGCUCGGUUUUGUCGAAUACGAUCUCUCCGGUGCAACAUGUAACACAAUACAAUCAAUUGGAAAUAACAAUUAACGGGUAAUAAUAGCCUGAGCGAGUACCGGAGAGAGUUACGUUAUCGCGAAACCGAGCUGUAACAUUAAUCUGCGGUAGAAUUAAUAUGGAAGAUGUGAAGAACGUUCGUUACGACGUAAGGUGUAAAUAAAAGGAUAUAGCGGCGAUAAGGAUAAGAGAGUGUGAUAAGAAUGCAACGUGACGCUUAUGCUUUCGGCGUUUAAAAUGAAGCAUACGUGUAUGUGUCAGACUUUAUACGACGAAAAUGGAAAGAGGAAAGCUAUGAAGAGACUAUAGAAAGUAUAGUUACGAAAGAAAUAGAAUCAGAUAGUUCUCCGAUAACGUGAAUUCAGCGUUAUAAAUCAUCGAACGAAAUAAUAGUAUAAGCCAGUAAAUAGUAUAACGGAUUACCUAUUAUUUCUCAUUUUUUUAAAUCAAACUUUAGACACUCUUCACUCUGAAUUAUUUUCCAAUCUAAUCAAAUUACUACAAAAAAUAUAUCAAUAAUAAUUUAAAUAAAUAAUUUAACAGUUUUUUUCAAUGUAAAACAUAAUAUUUGCAAUCUUUUUGCAAUGUUUUUUUUAUGUUGAAAAUGAUUUUGUAAUAACGUAGGUGGAUUUUGUGUCAUAUUUAAUAUUUUAUGUUUAAAUACUUUCACAAGACUUCUUUUGUUAAAAAUAUGGCUUAUACUAUUGUGACCAACGGCUCGUGUUAUCCAGCACUUUGUCGCGUAUCGUUCGCAUAGGAAUUAUUAAUUCGGAGGCAAUAGAGUGUGUUUUAAGGUGAUGGCGAGAGAACGGCGGUCGGAGGCGGACUCCUGUGAUAAAAUCAAAUAGACCGAGCAUUUAUAUGACCGCCCUCCGCACAUCCGCGCUUCUUUUACGGCUCGCUGUCGAAGGAUGAACAAAUAUGCGAGCCCACGAGGGACAUUAUUGAGAAAAAAAUCUAGUGAAAUAUUAAAAUAGUAUAUUACGGAUAAAACUAAUUAUUUGUAAUUAUAUUAUUGUAUUAUUAUUUUUAUUAUUAUAUAUUAUAUAUAUAUAAAAUGAAAUUAAUAUAAAAAAAAAUUGUACGCGAUUCGAGAGUGUUUUGUGCGUGCGCGUGUUUUAAAAAAUCGUACGUGCGAGACGCGCGAAUCUCGAUGGCGUGAAUUCGUUGUUCCCCAGAGAUGUGCACACGAAGAAGACGUAUAUACAUAUUUUCACAUUUACACACAAACACACACACACACACACAUACGCAGGCAUUUAUAUAUGCAGACGUAAUUAUAAUAUUUUUAAUCUUUGCCAAAUUAUCUUGCGAAGAACGUUGCGCACACUUUUAUACAUAUAUAUGUAUAUAUUGUGUAUGUAUGUAUGUAUGUACGUACCGUAUACAUAUAACAUAUUAUUCUUUUUUCCCCUCAUUUUUUCAUUCCUAUCCUUUUUCUUUUAAAAGACGUUGUGUGUUACGAUGAUGCGAAGGUAUCGAGCAACAGGAAACAGGGUGUAACAAUUCGCGAAAGUUUUAUUAACAAUUGAUUUGUAAAAAAAGGAAGGAGAGACUGUAAGUGACGCUUGAACAUAUUUCUCGUUUCGAACGAUUUCUCUCUCCGUCUUCGAGUUUAUUUAUCGGUUUAUCGAUUCGUAUUUAAAGAAUCCAAAUGUUCCUAUUUAUGUGUAUUCGAAGUUGAAGAUAAAAAAAUUAAAAGAAAGAACAUCUUGUUUAGAGGCUUACAGAAUGUACCAUCUAAUCUCAGCGAUUAUAAAGUAGAGAAGAAACACGUUCAGUUUCGCAAAAACGGAAUCCUUUUCAAUCAUAAUUUUAUUCAUGUAUUUUCUCUCUCUCUCUCUCUCUUUGUAUAGGAGGCCGCUUCUACCGAGCUUGCUCUUCUCUGGUGAAGAGAAUUCCGGAGUUUCGCUUGUCGAAAGUAGAUUAAAGUAUUAGAAGAAGGUGAGAGAGAUGUUCGCGCGUGCACUAUUUUUUUAUUUUUUCUCUUCGAGACGAAACAAUCCUCGAAUAUAACAAAGAAAGAAAAAAAUAUAUUACUAUUACUUAAAAAAAAAAUCUCACAAACGCACAUGGUGCGCCCGGAUUCCCCGGUACGGAGUAGACGCGAGAAUUAGAAGGAGAACGAAUUAACGAGUUUUCUAAGUGCCCCACAGUACGAUAGAGAGCAUAUACAUAGAUUUAUACGUAUAUAUAAAUUAGGGCGAAGUUGUAUGCGAGCGUAUACGAGAGUGUGUAUGAGAGAAACUAUGUUGAUUUAUCAAUUUAAUUAAGACACGAUCGUGUUUCAACAGAAUCUAAACUCGCGUUUCGUUUCCUCAAACGAAGCAAGGGUGAUGUGUAAUACGCUGACACGCUAAUUACGCCGACGUAAAGUUUCCUUUGGAGAUCAGUUUUAAACGAAUAUAAGUAAAAAAGAAAACGCAAUAAAUCACGCAGCUUGCGUAUCGCAGUA
This is a messenger RNA of Solenopsis invicta (red fire ant), 7414 nucleotides long. It is a transcript of the gene dlp, whose product is annotated as glypican-6. Bases 1499 to 3097 code for a protein of 532 amino acids. The transcript is spliced from 9 exons. Lineage: Eukaryota; Metazoa; Arthropoda; Insecta; Hymenoptera; Formicidae. The record is from RefSeq and is a predicted model, not a curated record. Gene Ontology annotation, biological process: regulation of signal transduction; cell migration; regulation of protein localization to membrane. Gene Ontology annotation, cellular component: extracellular region; synapse; cell surface.